UUCCUCCCUGAGCAUAGCACGCGAUGCUCCUUGAAGAAAACACGGUUGUAAUCACUAAUAUUUUACGUAUUUGCAUGAAAAUGCUUUUUGUAUCUCCAGGAAUACUUCUGAGUAGGACUUCAGUGAUAAGCCUAAGGGGUUUGGUAUUAAUUUGUUCACAAGUUAUUAGACGGUAUUGAAAGAACUAUUGAUUGCAGAUACAAUAGUAGAAGGCUAUGUAGUUUUAAUUGAUUGAAAAUUAUUUCCUUAUGCCACACACUGAUUGGCAAAUGAAAUCCACUUCCUACAUUUGCCGAAUUCAAACUUCAAACUGUGGCAGAAAUGCCUGGCAGACUGUUCAUUUGAUAUGUAAAACCGCUGAAUUUAAAUAGAAAUCCAUUAACCGCAUGAUCGUCACAGGCCUCUGCAGGGCAGCAUUUUGGCAGGAGUGGGAUGAGGUGGGGUUGAGGGGGCUGGGGGAUGUCAGCUGGUUUUGAUGUGAAGCAGUGAAAACAGGCAUGAGAGCAUCUUGAAUACUUCUUGUGCUACCAUCACACUGAAUCAGAGGUAGACAAGAAAGUAAUAAAAGCUCCUAAUUUAACGUUUGACAAUCUUCUUUUUCACUACGGAGGAAUUGGCCCGGACUGAGAAGAUGACAAUAAGAAAAUGAGACGUAGUCCUCUGAUUCGAUCCCACUGCAUAAGUGUCAUGUAGGAACAUGACAGUCUGGAGGAGUCAGGAAAAACAAACACAAUGUCUGACAGGAAUGAUGUGUGGGAGUCACCCGGCUGUGGGACGAGAGAUGAGGACAAUAAAGACACGAGUGGAUUCUCUGAACAUGAACUCCUUGACAUCAUGUAUAACGCAUGUAACACCUCCAGCACAGGAGAGGUGUUGUCCUCCACCAUCAUUCAAUAUCUUCAGACCAUGACGGCUCAGAGUCCAGAGCAGGACCGACUGGCUUCCCUGCGACGGCUGCUUGACCCUGAGUGUCAGGACCGGCACGUGAGCAGAGAGACUUUCCACUCCACCAUGAGGGAGUGGAUCGCACAGUGCAGCCAAGACAGCACUGAUUUGGAUAGCAGUCAUGUAUCUUGGCCAGACUCUCCCAAAGUGCCGGUAAACGGGCUGGAUUUGUCAGGUUCUCAAAGCCAAGCUGCGUCAUCAGAGAGCUGCCAGUGUUCCUGUGAUGGAAAAGACCUGCUAGGCACAGUGGCUGAGCUGAAGCACGCUCACCGCAAGCUGAGCGAGCAGAACAGCAGCCUGCUGCUGACGGUGGCUCAGUGUGAGGACGUGAACCUGCAGCUCACUCUGGAGGUCACUGAGCUGAGAGCAAAGCUGGCCAGUGCUCAGCGGUCAACUGCAAGAGCCCGAUCACUGACAGAAGAACUGGAGGAGGCUCGCCGUGCGUUUAAAGAGGCCCAGGAGAGAGCCAGCCGCACCCAGACCAUCUGCACCAAACUGAGCAGUGAGGUCGAAUGCCUGAAGGUUCACAUUAGGCGGCUUGAGGAAAAAAAUGAAAAACUCACUUUUGAAAGGACGUGUUCUGAAGACAGCAUCAACAAACUGAGGAAGGUCAACAGUGAGCUGAGGGCUGAACUUGAGGAAACUCGGGUUAUGCUGAUGCUAAGAGACAGAGAAAUCACUAAGAAAGACAUUCUUAUGGAUAAGAUGAAAAGUUCUCAUGUGGAGAAUCACAACAUGAUUGAGAGUCUGCAGUCAGAGCUGAUGAGGUUACAGGAACACUCACAUCAAGUUCUUCUGAGGUAUGAUAGACUCUGUAUCAGUCCUCAGAGUCUCUACAGUCGAGACCCUCCAAACCACCGCUCUCUGCAGAGUGAGAUGCAGGACAUGCAGCAGCAGCAUCACAGAGCUCUGGAUGACAUCAGCCUCCCACCCCUACAUACACUCAGUGAUGACAUUCAGAGCAUCAUCCACAGGAUCAAGUCUGCAGAAAUAGUUCAUCGUUUGCACAAUAAGUAUCCUGAGAGGACACAGGACUCUGCUCCUGUAGAGACACAGGAGAGGCCUUUUCCUCACCGCCAACAGCAACAGGCAAGCAUCAAGCAGCAGCUUGUCAAUGUGCUUCAGGAGCUGGAGCUGCACAAGUGUGUGUGGGAGGAGAAAGGAGAGAAGGUAGAGGAGCAGCGGAGAGCCUGGGACCAAAAGGAGCAAAAGCAAAGCCAGACUGGGAGCCAGACUAAGAUCCAGGAGGCCAAGAAGGUGGCUGUGGUGAACUGGUGGAAAGCCUGCAGCACAGAGGGGGUGAAGGCCCGGACCAAACAGACCCAGUCGGUCCAGGAGCUCUGUGAGACACAAGCGAAGCUCCAGCAAGCAGAGCAGACAAUCACUGAUAUGAGGGAGCAGGUCUGCCACCUGCAAGCCUCUCUAAGAUCUGCACAGGAGUGUGUCACCGAGCAGAAACACAGCAGUGGAGCUCUUCAUAUCGACAGGGGAACCAACACUGAGAGAAGAGAAUCAGACGCAGCAUUGGAGAAGGUUGUGAAGGAUCAGAGGGAUGCAGCAGUGGCCACAGAAAUUACUGGUGAAACAGCCUCAGAAUCUGAGCCAACCCAGCUUCAGGUGACUGCAGACGGCCUUCUGGCAACCCUCAAGAGGAUGGAGGCCAUGGUCAACAGCGCCCUGGAGACUGCUGAGCUGGUGAGGGAGAGCGAGCAGAGGGUGAGCCAGGUGACAGAGAGGAUGGAGAGCAUGACCCAGAGGGUGGAGGAGGCUCUGGACCGAGCAGCCGUCACUGACGAGCAGCUGGACCUCCUGGAGGCCAAAAUCACAGAACAAGCUCUAACUCAGUCUCCAAGCCCAAGUCUGCCAGCUGAACCUGGAACAUGCUUUACAAUUGAGUCUGAUGUGGAGCCUGAAGACAGAGACAGAGCAGAGAGUCCUCCUCCACCUCCUGUAAUCCCAGAAGUCCAUGAGCCUCCACAGCUAUCCACAAAUGGUGGCACAGGACGAGGCAGUUGCAUCAAGCUCCAGGAAGAGGAGGCGCGGCACUCGCUUCGAGGAACUCCUCUUGAACGAAUUGAUCUUAAAGCCAAGGAGUCCUGCGCUGCUGAGAGGCCUUUCGUGUUCCCCCACACGCGCUCACGCCCCUCGCUGCCGCCCGCCAUGCCCACGCUGCCCGAGGAAGAAGAGGACUCCCCGGAGGAGCUGGAUAGUUCCUCCAGCUCUCCCAGUACAUCUACACCAGGUGAAAGUCGAGCUGUCGUCAUGACGGCCCCCACCAUCGUCUACCCGCAGCAAGCCACAAUUGUUCAGCAAGAUGGACGUCCCCUUGAGCAGGCCAGGCCACAUAGUCCCAGAUCUCGUUUGGCCAGGAAUUCGUCUGGAGGACCCAUCACAACAGUUGACAGCACAGGUAAUGUGAUCGAUCUGGUGAAGGAUCAGCUGCCGGAGCUGCAGCUCUCUGACGAGGACCGACAGAAGAACCUGGAGCUGCUCGAACAGGCCAAGAAGGUCAGCGACCGCUUCCUGACGCGCCGCGGCCGCCGCUCCACCGGCAGCCUCACCGACUCACCCACAGGUCUUUCUCCAACUCCAACUCCAACUCCGUCGUCCUCACCGUGUUCAUCUAGAAGCAGCUCACUGACUGUGGCUCCUCAGACUGGAUCCACAGAGGCAACCCAUGUCAGCUUGCAGUCAGUGGGGCAGCAUCUGGAGGUUCCUUCGGUGCGGGAACAGCGUGAUUUAACACCUCAGGAUCAGGAGGGCAACAGGCUGUUGGUGGAUCGGAAGCCCAUUGAGAAGAGGAAAGUGUCUUCUGGGACUCUAACACCCCGUUUUGCUGUUCAGAAAGAGAACUACGAUGCCUCUGUACCUAAGAGUCCUCCAGCAGUUGGUAAAGAGGAUGAGGGAGCUGGUGCAGGCCGAAACCCCAACCAGGUUCCAGCCACAGGGGUGGCUAAGCCCGUCCCCCGACCCCCUACUCAACAGGCCCCUUGUACAGCAGAGAUCAAGAUUAUUGGGGCCUUCCCUCCACUAAUGAGGGCUGUUUCUUGGGAUGCUGUUGGUAGUCUUAAUUCUAGAAAUGGAGCCCCGAAUUUCCCUCCUUCAUCAGAGGAAAACCACUCAGACAAGCCCAGAGACAGUGUGUUCAAAUCCUCAGGGUACAAGGACCUCCCCGCCCAGCCGGGGAGUGUACAUAAACUUUCGAAACUCAAAGAGGACCACAAACUGAUGCGUAACCAAAGCAUAGUGGGAUCCAAGUUGCCAGACUUGAGUGAAGCCGCUGAACAGGAAAAAGGGCCUCCACCCUCUGCAAACUCUGCCAGCAGUGAAGAGGCAAGGGAGAAGUGUGACGCCAUGCCAACCAUUUCAGAUGUCAUGUUGAGAAAACUCAAACUUCACAGAGGUCUACCAGGCUGUGCACCCCCACUCACUGAAAAAGAAGUUGAGAACGCAUUUGUCCAGCUGUCACUGGCCUUUCGUAAUGACAACUACACUCUGGAGAUGCGGCUCAAGCAAGCAGAGAGGGAGAGGAACCUGACUGAGGAAGACACUGAGAAAGAACUAGAGGAGUUCAAAGGAUCACUGAAGAUGACUUCACCACAGUGGCAGAGCCUGGAGCAGCGUGAGGCCUACCAGCGCCUCGUAGAGACAGUAGCAGUGUUGCGCCGACUGGCCACACGGCUCUCCAGUAGAGCAGAGAUAGUUGGAGCAGUUCGACAGGAGAAACGUAUGAACAAGGCCACCGAGGUCAUGAUGCAAUAUGUAGAAAAUCUGAAGAGGACAUAUGAGAAGGACCAUGCUGAGCUGAUGGAGUUUAAGAAGCUGGCAAACCAGAACUCAAAUCGCUGUUAUGGCGGAUCUGUAGACACUGGAGAUGAUGGAGUUCCCCGGCCAUCGAGAUCCAUGUCCCUCACCCUUGGAAAGGCUUUACCCAGGCGACGGGUGAGCGUAGCGGUGGUGCCUAAGUUUAACCUCCUGAACAUCCCAGGUCAGACUCCAGCCACAGCUGGCCCAGGCCCGGGCCCCAGCACGGGACCGACCACUGGUGCUGCUCUUCCUGUCCUGUGUGAAGCAACUGAUGUGAAAGGCAAUCCUCCCACAGAGGCAGCACAGCCAGCAACACCUGAAUGUGGAAAGAGUGUGCCAGAGCAGGAAAGUGAGCCAGCCAAGCCUUCAGUCAACUUAGAGGAGUUAAGAGCCGAGAUCAGAGCCGAGAUCAAGGCAAAGAUCGAGGAGGAGGCGUAUAAUAAAGGCUACCAAGAGGGAAUGAAGCAAAGUAGAGCACUCCAGGAGGAGAAGCAUGAAGAGGAAAACUCUGUGGAAAAACUGCUGGAAAUGAAAAAUAAGGAUGAAGAGAGUGGAAAGAAGAUAAACACAAGCAGGAGGAUGGAGGAGGUCCUGGUUCUUCUUGCUCGCUAUUGUCCCAAGAUUUCCUUGAGUCGGCGACUUCUCUGGGUCGCCCUGACGCUGUUUGUGGUGAUGUGUCUGGUUAUCAGUAUCUUUACUUUCUUCGGUGACCACUACAACAGACGUGAGGACACGUAAGCAGAGAAGAACUUUGUGCGAGGCAAGAUGAAGAUCUUUGGACUAAGUGUAGGAGCGCAUCCAAAGAACCAGAGAGCAGAAUAUUAGAGACGGCAGUCGUCCUCUGUCUGUGUCAGUUUACCUUAUCACCACACCCAGACUCACUUGAAUCCAUGGCCCGACUCUCGGGGGCCAAAGAUGUUUUGGGAGACUUUAUGGAUGAUGCUGCCUUUAACAGCAUUAAGUUAUAAUUUUGUUUGGAUUGGAAAAUUGACAGAUUGUUUGCUGCAGCAAAAAAAAAACAAAAACAAAAGAAGAUUAUUUCUGUUUAGGGACCAAUUAGAUUGUGUGAUGAGUAUACGUAUAUUUAAAUUUAGAUCCAUACGUAACGAUAGGUUCCGGUUUGGGUACUUUUUGAUGUUGAAUAUCGCACUUUCUAUUGAAUUUAUAGAGGAAAAGUCUAUAUUUAUCUACACUCUAAUGUUAAAAUAUAAUCCCUCAGGUCCAGUAGAUAAUAAAGCCUUUGAGAAAGGUUAUAUUUAAAGAUUUAGGAUAUAAAGGAAUGUUUUUAUUUUUUAAUUUCUAUCAUGUGUAUUUAAAUACUUUAAAAUAUGAGCACAUUCCAAAGUAGUUCCUUAAAGUGCAAUAUUUUGCAGUUAAUGGUUCUCAUUUCUGUCAUUUUGGACUGUGUUAUCAGAGCACUGAGAGAUUUUCUUCAUAUAUGAGAGCACUGUUUAGAUGCUAGGAGGCUUACUUCUUUUUUGCACGCGUGCCUUUCCUUUGUUGUUUGUUCUCUUUUUAUUCUCUUGCCACUUCACCUUUAAAUAAAGGUGCCUGAAAACAUA
Messenger RNA from Scatophagus argus, 6314 nucleotides. It is a transcript of the gene irag1, whose product is annotated as murine retrovirus integration site 1 homolog. Bases 733 to 5490 code for a protein of 1585 amino acids. The record is from RefSeq and is a predicted model, not a curated record. The transcript is spliced from 40 exons. NCBI's taxonomy places the organism in Eukaryota, Metazoa, Chordata, Actinopteri, Scatophagidae.